This is a messenger RNA of Oncorhynchus nerka (sockeye salmon), 1676 nucleotides long. Its product is annotated as large ribosomal subunit protein bL17m-like. Gene Ontology annotation, molecular function: structural constituent of ribosome. The record is from RefSeq and is a predicted model, not a curated record. Bases 211 to 714 code for a protein of 167 amino acids. NCBI's taxonomy places the organism in Eukaryota, Metazoa, Chordata, Actinopteri, Salmoniformes, Salmonidae. The transcript has 3 exons. Gene Ontology annotation, cellular component: ribosome; mitochondrial large ribosomal subunit. Gene Ontology annotation, biological process: translation.
CCCACACAGACUGAGAUAACUGAUGCACCGGCAAUGUCAAAGUUGUCACGUUAUUAAGCGACCUCGGUGAUGUAGUAAUGAUCACAUAAACCUAAUUUAAACGAGAAUAACGGAAGAUAACCUUCGUUAGAAACAUCGGUUUACAUUUUUGAAGGCCGGCUUGAUUCCUUUUUUCUUUGUAGCCUCUUGUAGGCGUCGGAACUCGACAAGAUGCGCGUCAAUAUUCAGAUGUUGAUAUCCCAUGGCCGGGUGGCCCGUAAAAUGGGUCUCGGUCCAGAGUCGCGAAUAAACAUGCUUCGGAACAUUCUUACCGGCCUCGUUCGACACGAGAGGAUAGAGACCACCCGAGGCAGAGCAGACGAAGUUCGAUUCUAUGCUGAAAAGUUGAUUGACUAUGCCAAGAAGGGAGACACUGACGAGAAAGCGAUGAAAAUGGCAAAUUUCUGGCUCACAGAAAAGGAUCUGAUCCCAAAGCUCUUCAAGGUCCUGGCUCCCAGGUUUGAGACCCAGCCCAAAGCCUACACCCGCAUGGCCCGCAUUCCCAACAGGGAGAACCUGGACAAGGCUGCUAUGGCCGUGCUGGAGUAUAAAGGCAACCCGUUCCCACCUCUCCAGACCGCCAAGCGAGACAAUGAACUCACGCUAAUCAACCAGCUCCUCAAAGGCUACAGAGAACAGCGGGCACAGCAGGCAGCAGCCAAGGUUGAGGCAUAAUGCAACCAGCCACACACUGACAUCACAUGUGUUACAGUUUUUACAUGUCUGGCUACAGUAUUAGACCCCACAAAAUAAAUGUGAUUGUUUGACAAUGGUACACAUUCUGUUUAUGGCACUAAUGUGAGUUUAACAGAUGUGUUUAAAUCAAACAGGUUUGAUAUGCUGUUAUUAUUCCCUCUACCGGUUCAGAAACAUGUCCACCAAACUGUUCAUUAUCAUCAUGGUUGAUGUCCUGUUUUUAAUCUCUCUACCGGUUCAGAAACAUGUCCCCCAAACUGUUCAUUAUCAUCAUGGUUGAUGUCCUGUUUUUAAUCUCUCUACCGGUUCAGAAACAUGUCCCCCAAACUGUUCAUUAUCAUCAUGGUUGAUGUCCUGUUUUUAAUCUCUCUACCGGUUCAGAAUAAACAGCAGACAGUGGCAAAUAGAGGCAGGAUGUUUUAUGAAAGCAACUACCUUCAGCCAGACAUAAUCACACACAUCAUGAGCUUCACCAUUCAUUCUAUUUGUUUAGAUUCAAACUGUCUUUUUAUUAAGAGCUGCUGUAGAGGUUGGUUUUUACAUACUUGCCAAAAUGACCCCAAACCUAUUGCAAUUACAUUCAAUUGGACCGGCUCUCCUUUGCCACUUGCCUGUAAGCGCCCCAAUUGUGAGGUUCCAGAAAAUAAUUGUACUGUACCAAGAUGGAGUAGAUGUUUUGGACGAAUGCCCUUGCCCUUCUACAUCACAUUACACAUUCACACUGGCCAAGGUAUGAAAGAAACAGACCAGGCCUCUAGUAAAACCAACCAUUUUAAUUUGGCAAAAAGUGUAUGUACAGCGUAUUCAGAAUAUCCUAAUUUGACACCAUUAAAAUGCAUUCAUUUCGAACAGUGCUUCAGUAAUGUGCUCUUAACCAUACCCUUCUAAAUACCCAGGAAGCUGUGCUGUUGUCUGUCAUGCAUAUAAAACCCUCACUCAUC